AUGGCCGGCUUGGCCAACUCGCGACACGCGCCGUCAUGGCAUCGCCCAACAAGGAACAGCACCCCGUCCCUCCUGUCACCGAAUUUGACGGUGCCCCCGGCCCCGGUCGGCCAUGUCGACAACGGACACAUCCCCCAUCCGCCCUACGCAGACGACACCCCGCAACGACCUCCCGCCUCGGCCCCGCACGAACUCGCCCGCUACAAAAAGAUCAUCCGCCGCCUGCAGUGGAAGCUACCUUUUCUCGCCCAGGGCUACCGCCUUGCCGUCGACCGCGUGGGCGCCGACCUGGCCGUCGUCUACGAGGCAGAGCUGAUGUUUAAGCUCGACUUCUUCGAGUACUACAUGCUGAUCGAGCGGGCACUGGUGCACUUGCUGGGCGUAUUCGGCGUCGAAAUACCGCGGGGCUAUACCACUACAACGACGACACGCCCGCAUGCUGACACGCACGUGAAGAACAAGAAUGCUAAGGGCUUGGCGGGGAGUGUGUGGGCGGACGGGAAUGGGCAGAGGACGCACCGGUAUCAUGCCAAUGUACUGGCAGCACUGGAUCAGGAGGAGAACCCGCUGCAUGGGGUGCUGGGCACCGGUGAGGUGAGGGUGCAGUUGGGGAGGGCCAAAGAUCUGAGGAACCGUUGGAAGACGGCCGGGGACGAGCAUGAUCACCACCACAACCAUCAUCAUCAUGCUCGGGAAGGAAGUCCGACAAAACGACACGAGGGAGCCAUGCCUGAGAGGGAGUGGCGCACUAGGAAGGUUGCUGCGCCGCUGGACUCGUACAGACUGGAGCACAUGCUUGAGGUCAUUUUUCGAGGGUUUGACGAGGCGUUAAGCAUCGCCGAGGCGUACGUGAAGGUCGGGCCGCUGGAGUGGGGAGCCGAGCCCGAUGCGGAUAUGCUUGAGGUGGACUGGGCGGCUGCUGAGGAUGACGAGGACCAGUGGGACUUCAUGGUUGAGGCCAUGGACUGGGAGGCCGUAUAG
Parathielavia appendiculata is the source of this 981-nucleotide messenger RNA. RefSeq lists its product as uncharacterized. The record is from RefSeq and is a predicted model, not a curated record. The transcript has a single exon. Lineage: Eukaryota; Fungi; Ascomycota; Sordariomycetes; Sordariales; Chaetomiaceae. Bases 1 to 981 code for a protein of 326 amino acids.